This is a messenger RNA of Patiria miniata (bat star), 3090 nucleotides long. Its product is annotated as matrix metalloproteinase-19-like. The record is from RefSeq and is a predicted model, not a curated record. Gene Ontology annotation, cellular component: extracellular matrix. Gene Ontology annotation, biological process: proteolysis; collagen catabolic process; extracellular matrix organization. The transcript is spliced from 9 exons. Gene Ontology annotation, molecular function: zinc ion binding; metalloendopeptidase activity. Lineage: Eukaryota; Metazoa; Echinodermata; Asteroidea; Valvatida; Asterinidae. Bases 136 to 1680 code for a protein of 514 amino acids.
CAUAAAAAGAGCCCGAGACUCUUGGCAGGGUAUCAAAUGCUGCUGGCGGCGUAAAAAGAACAGUUGUUUUUAGAAACAUUUCCACCACCUCAAGUUGAAAAAUUGCACCGGGUCAGCGUGAAACGGCCUGUGACGAUGACGGGGCUUACGCUACUUUUGACGGCACUGCUGGCCAGUGCUGUAACGGUUAUUCACUCCCGGCCCGUGGAGAAUGACUUUGAUGCUAUGACUUAUCUGAGCUACUUCGGCUACUUAAAAAGACAGACGAAUGACGGGACUGGUAUGGAUGAGGAUGAGGUACGACAAGGGAUACUGGACUUCCAAUUCAUGGGCAACUUGACACAAACCGGUGUACUUGAUGCACCCACCAUGGAAAAGAUGAACAUGCCUCGCUGCGGCAUGCCGGACAACAUCGGUCACGCCAUGGACGCAAGACGGAAGAAGCGGUUCUCCCUUGGGUCAAAAUGGCGCAACACCGACCUGACCUUUCGCAUCGACAACACGACCCCUGACAUCCCCAACCGAGCCGACGUUGAUGCAACCAUGGUUGCAGCUCUGAAGGUCUGGUCGGACGUCACCCCGUUGACUUUCACCCGAGUUACUGGCAACACUCCGGCCGACAUCGUCAUCUCCUUCUCCCCAACCGACCGGGACCACGGCGACGGCAACCCGUUCGACGGCCCGAGUGGUGUCCUGGCUCACGCUUUCUUCCCGGAGAACGGGGACGCUCAUUUCGACGAAGGAGAACGGUGGACCAUCAACUCUUUCUCAGGAAUCAACCUGUUCCAGGUGGCAGCGCACGAGUUCGGUCACAGCCUGGGAUUGGGUCAUUCCAAUGUACAGGGGGCGCUGAUGGAGGCGUUCUACGCCGGCUACGUCCCAAACUUCCAACUGCACUCUGAUGAUAUUUUAGGCAUCCAGGCACACUACGGUAUUGGCUCCGGAGGACCCGAUGUGACCAUGGCCCCCAACCCGCCCGCGCCCGAUAUACCUUGCACCGGCAGAGUAGAUGCCGUCACCACCACCAGAGAUCAAAGCACCUACAUUUUUGAAGGGAGUAACGUCUGGAAAUUUGAAAUGGGCGCGUCCCGAAUUUCCGCUGGUUUUCCCAAGUCUAUCUCCUCGACUUUCGUCGGUGUUCCAGACAACAUCGAUGCUGCGUUUUACUACCCAAUGUAUAGGAGCACGUUCAUCUUCAAGGGAAGUCAAUAUUGGCGAUUUGACAACGAGGUCAUGGAUGCCAACUUUCCACGUUCUAUUACCGGUGACUGGGGCUUGCCGGGCGACCUGGACGCUGCAUUUGUUUGGAGUGGGAACAACCAAGUCUACUUCAUCAAAGGCAAUGAGUACUAUCGCUACAACGGUAGGGCGGUCGACGCAAACUACCCGCGUGACCUGAGCGUGUGGAAUGUCCCUGGUAACCAAGUCACUGCUGCCGUGCAGUGGACCAACAGGGUGACGUACUUCUUCACCCCGAGCGGCGGCUACUACCGUUACAACGACCGGAACUUCAGGGUGGAAGGAGGACGCGGGUACCCGGCGCCCGUUGCCUCAGAUUGGCAGGGAUGUGCGAACACCAUCGAAGCGGCCACGCCCACAGCAGACAGUGGUGUUAGUGGUCUUGCACCCAGCCUCCUCGCAAUGAUGUUGCCUGUUGUGUUGGGAACCACUUACUGUUAGAUUGUGCAUUGUACUUCUAUUUUUACAGGCAUAUAGGAUCAUUUUGCGUUUAUCUAAAAUUAAAGUGGGUAUAUUUCGUGCUUUUUCAACAUUUUCUUCUCCUAACGAAAUUUAAAGGAAUUUAAUGUCCAGUAACGAAUACAUUUGCUUGUUUGUUUUUGCAGGCCUUUAUACAUGUUUAACAAAAGUGGUUUGAAAUGGCGCGCUCCAGUUCAGAAAUUGCACACACUACUCGGAACCAUUUACUAUUUAGGAGUGUCCUAUAUCUAUUUUCAAGGUGCCACACCCCAAAAGCACGUACACACCAACUUUAAGCUACCGAUUUAUUAUCCAAAAGCUUGGAUCAAAGAUAGUACUAGUACUACACUUCAUGUGAAAUUAUUCCAUCUGGCUUGCUGUCACUCAGAAGAAAUCAAGAAAAAUGUAGGGGAUUUCCUAUGAUCACUCAAUAAUUGACUGAUAGCCUAGUUGAAAAUAAAGAGUACUACACUGUUAUACGAACAAAAUUGUAUUUCGUGAUCAAAAGGUUGUGCAUGGUUUUUCACUGUUUGCUUGAAAAGUGUAACAUCCACUGAGCUGAAACUUCAACAGGUUAUCUUUCGAACAUUCUUCUUUGGAUUUCGAGUGGUGUUUUUAUUGGAAAAAGAACAAAAGGCAUGACAGAACAAAUAAUCCUACAUGCCCUUAAUAAAUAUAAUUCUUUUCCAAGCACGAACCGACAUGUAGAAAACACUUCUGUGACAGCAUGUGCUGCAGUGCUUAACGAAUAAGAUGACACUUUAAAGAAAGCAAACAUUUUCCCCAAAUUUUCUAUAAUUCUGCAGAUUUGCCCUCAAACACAGCCUUGAUUCGAGAAGCAAAAAGACCGCCUCACAAGCACUUUCAUGAAGUUGGCUUAAAUGAAAUUCUAUAAAUAUGAAUUGAUUGGCUAUUUGAAACCAUUGUUUGUAGUUUUGUUUUACAAAGAUAACGUUUAAUUAAGAAAUCAUGAUAUUUUUUUAUUUUUACGUCGCACAUAGUCUUUCUUAUUUAAAGAUAUUACAUUCUUCCACCACAGUACAUGAAAAUUAAGUUAUUUAAUUUAUAAAGUGCACGAUUGAAUAGGCAUGAGAAUUUAGUAAAAUUAUAUCAAAUGUCUUCCCUUAGGCCUAAUUAUCCAAAAAAUGGUGAAUUUGAGUCGACAAGUGACUAACAAUUUCCUUCAGUACUAGCGACCCCAUUAGAAUACAUGUACAUGUACAUUAGAGUACAUGUACAUGUAUAAUAAAAUAUACACUGUAUACACAAUGUACAUGUACAUGUACAGUAUAUCUAAAAUUAAAUAAAUUUCAUACUUUUUUUUAUUCAUGAGGCCGUAUUGACCAAAGUACUGAGAUUUUUUUAAUAAAAAAUGUAUGUAAACUAAAACAA